This is a messenger RNA of Notodromas monacha, 579 nucleotides long. NCBI's taxonomy places the organism in Eukaryota, Metazoa, Arthropoda, Ostracoda, Podocopida, Cyprididae. The record is from the annotation of a GenBank genome assembly.
AUGGAGAAAACUUUUCAGUCCACCGCGGAUCGAAAUCCAUCGAAUUUGCUGAUGUAUUUAUCUUCACUGAUUGACAAAAACGAAGAUUUAUUUACAGGAAGCAAAAGUUGCAAAGACAUGCAAUGCCAAAGGAGAUGUGAGUACACAGGGACAGCUGGGUGCAACCAGUUCGUUUUGGGACCUUGCUGCAAAAAUAAGAGGGAUCCAUACAGACUGACGUGUCCAGCUGAGCCACUGUGUUUGAAAGAGGAAUUGUAUGCGCCAUAUGUGUACAGCUCAAGCAGUGAGAGCGCAGAAGGAGACUCUUUGUCAAGAAGCGAAGUUUGUGCCAAACCCUUCGUCACUGGUCCAUGCAAUGACAUGAGCAUUCGAUGGUUCUUCCACGCCAAAGGCGGAGUUUGUAAGCCAUUCAUUUACGGAGGAUGUUUAGGGAAUGAGAAUAACUUCCAAUCCGAAGUGCGAUGCCAGCAAUUCUGUCUCGCAUAAUUUCACUAAGUGCUUAUUUCAUCAAGAAGGGGUCGUUUUAUUUUUGAAUAACCAAUUGAGACUACUGCAGGUUUACAAUAAAGAAACCAUACC